CAUGGGUGUGUCCACCGCCGGCAGACCUCAGUCUAUCCACCUGCAGCCGCCGCUUCGCCAGCACUACGCGCCCGACCGCCGCCGCGCCGCGCACGCAGGAGCGUCCUCCGCGCCGCUCGUCUCCAGAAACAACUCUUUGUUUCCAGUCUCCCUCGGGGAUAAAGGCAAAUCCGCUGAUGCGAUUUAGAGAUUACUUGAACUCAAAGCGGCCGCGUCAAGUUAAUUUAGAUCCAAGCUUUGUUUCUCUCUGGGAUAAUCGUGCAGGAUCUGCGGCCGAUACGCCGAGACUCGCGCGUGCGGACGGACGGAUGAGCUCGAAGACCUGGGUGGAUGUUUUUUAAUGGUGACCGGCUUCGUUAAAAUCUUCACCGAAAAUUAAGACACGAAGUGAAACGACACGUUUCAUGGCCAUUUCUGCACCAAAACCCUCUGAAGACAUAAACGGAUCCAUUGUUGACUUGCGCUCAUCUCUGUGUCCCAGCUCGUCUCCUCGUCUCCCCUGUUAACAAGCGCAGGGACCAUGCUGUGGGACAAGCUAUGCUGGCUCCUGGCCCUGCUGGCCUCCUCCUCUGGGGCCCUGCCCCCCUCCAACGAGGCCCUCUCCGCUCCAAGAAUCUUCCUGUCCUUCAAAGAGGUGAAGUCGACCGGCACUGCUCACCACUUCUCCUUCCUGCUGAACUCCACCGACUACCGGAUCCUGCGCAUGGACGAGGACCACGACCGCAUGUACGUGGGCAGCAAAGACUACAUCCUCUCCCUGGACCUGCACGACAUCAACAAGGAGCCGCUAAUAAUCCACUGGCCUGUCGCCCCACAGAGGAAGACGGAGUGUGUGCUGUCAGGGAAGGACACCAACGGCGAAUGCGGAAACUUCAUCCGCCUGAUUGAGCCGUGGAACCGGACCCACCUGUACGUGUGUGGAACGGGCGCCUACAACCCCAUCUGCACCUACGUGGACCGCGGGCGCAGGUCGCAGGGCUUCCACUACCUGCAGGCGUCCCAGUCGGGAGGGAGAACGAAUCGGGCCGCAGACUACAGCACUACAUCAGAGCCUUUGGAGGCAAAGGAAUACAUUUUCAGGCUGGAGCCUGGUAAAGUGGAUUCUGGGAAAGGAAAAUGUCCUUUUGACCCCAAACUGAACAGCGUCUCGGCUCUAAUCAAUGGAGAGCUGUACGCCGGCGUCUACAUCGACUUCAUGGGAACGGACUCGGCCAUCUUCCGCACGCUGGGGAAGCAGACCGCCAUGAGGACGGAUCAGUACAACUCCAGAUGGUUGAACGACCCCACGUUUGUCCAUGCGCACCUCAUCCCAGAUAGCGCUGAGAAGAACGAUGACAAGCUGUAUUUCUUCUUCCGGGAGAAGGCGUCUGAGAUGGGCCAAAGCCCCAUGACGCAGUCCAGGAUAGGACGCAUUUGCCUGAAUGACGACGGUGGACACUGCUGCCUGGUGAACAAGUGGAGCACGUUCCUGAAGGCCCGGCUCAUCUGCUCGGUGCCCGGCGCCGACGGCAUCGAGACGCACUUUGACGAACUCAGGGAUGUCUAUAUCCAACCAACCCAAGACACUAAGAACCCUGUCAUCUACGGAGUCUUCUCAGUUUCAGGAUCCGUCUUUAAAGGUUCUGCGGUGUGCGUCUACUCCAUGGCCGACAUCCGGAUGGUCUUCAAUGGGCCGUUUGCCCACAAGGAGGGGCCCAACUACCAGUGGGUGGCGUACACGGGGAAGAUCCCAUAUCCACGGCCCGGCACUUGUCCCGGAGGCACUUUCACCCCCAACAUGAAAUCCACAAAGGAUUAUCCAGACGAGGUGAUCAACUUCAUGAGAAACCACCCCACCAUGCACAAUGCCGUUUACCCAGUGCACAAGCGCCCCCUGGUGGUCAGGACCAACGUGGACUAUGAGUUCACCACCAUCGCUGUCGACCAAGUGGCAGCAGCGGAUGGGAGCUACGAGGUGCUCUUCCUGGGCACAGAUCGGGGGACGGUCCAGAAAGUGAUCGUCCUGCCCAGAGAUGACUUGCAGACCGAGGAGCUGGUCUUGGAGGAGGUUGAAGUCUUCAAGGUGCCCACACCGAUCACCACCAUGAAGAUUUCAUCGAAACGCCAACAGCUGUAUGUGGGAUCAGUCCUGGGUGUGACCCACCUGGCUCUCCAUCGCUGUGACGUGUACGGGGAAGCCUGCGCCGACUGCUGCCUGGCCAGAGACCCGUACUGCGCCUGGGACGGGAAGUCCUGCUCCCGAUACUCGGCUUCGCAGAAGAGACGGAGCCGUCGCCAGGAUGUAAAAUACGGCAACCCGAUCCGUCAGUGCAGAGGUUAUAACGCCAACGCUAAAAAGGACACCCCAGAGACGGUUCAGUACGGCGUGGAGGGGAGCACGACGUUCCUGGAGUGUCAGGCCCGGUCCCCUCACAUGUCCCUGAAGUGGCACAAGGAGAACAACGACAGGAGAAAAGAGUUGCGCUCCGAAGGGCGUUUCCUCAAAACAGAGCAGGGUCUUCUGAUCCGCUCGCUGCAGGCCUCCGACGGCGGCGUCUACCAGUGCACGUCCACCGAGAAGAACUUCAAGCACACGGUCAUCAAGCUGCAGCUCGUGGUUCUGUCCAGCCGCACCGUCAACGGGCUGCUGGUGGACACGGGGAGCCCGGCGCUGCCGCCGCUCCAGUCCAGCGCCUGGACUCCCAGCGCCGGCCAGUACAAGGACCUGCUGACCAUCCUCAGCCAGCCGGAGAUGGGCCUCAUCAACCAGUACUGCCAGGACUACUGGCAGCUCGGGGACGGCGGCCUCGGGGACAACAAGGGCAAAAGCCUGAAGGAGCUGAAGGAGCAGAAGAAGCCUCGCAACCGCCGGCAUCACGAGGAGCAAACGCCUCCUGCCGAGACAUGAGGCGCCGGACCUCCGCGCACCGCGUCAUCCUCCCUCCUUGCUUUUCACUCCAGCCCCUGAACACCAACUCUUUAUUUAGGGGAAUGACUCCAGUGGAACCAUUAAAAAAAAAGUCUAAGUAUCAUAAUGGACAAUACAGACACUGCAACCAAAAGCAACAGCAUCAAACUGUUUUUAUGUAACAAAAAACCCCAAUAUUUAUUGUAGGUUGUAAAAAGUAAUUCUUUGUACCUAUCUAGAAAACAUUUGUGAAUAGGUAAAACUGUGCAAAUAUUAUUAUAUAAUUAUUGUUAGUGUUAUUUGUUUAUUACAAUGUGUUACGUUGCAAAUAUCCCUAUGUUUGGUGGUGCUGAGCGGAACCACGGCAGAGAAUCCACAGACGGACACGGACUGAUCAGCGCGAGAGGUUCCAGGCGACCGUUGGAUCAUUUGACUGCUGGCAGUGUUCACAGUCUAAGCUGGAAUCUGGUCUCCAGGAAACCUCCCUCGGCACAAAACUCUCGGCGCGGAGCCGGAGACGGUGGCACCGAAUGGGACGUGUGAGGACGAUCCGUGUCCGGUGACGGCGGCGGCGGCGGCACAUCGCAGCGACGGCCGCGUCUAAAAGCCUGAAGGCAGGUUAGAGGAUGCGGUCCAGCCUCGCCUCCAGCAUCACUCGCCCGAACUCUUCCAGAAUCUGUGUUCUGUUUAUAUGUGAAUAUCACAUUUCAGUGGUUGUACCUUUUAACAAACGUGGUCUUUGUGAUAAGCUGUUUUUUUUUUUUUUUUUGUUUUUGUUUGUUUUUUUAUGACACAAAAGCCGAAAAUAGAACAUUGCCUUCUCCUUUCUGUCCCUUUUGGAUCUGAAAUUCCAGCAGGCAGCUAUAUGUUGCAGCUAUGUGAGCUCGUGACAGCUGAAUUCAUGACUUCUGUUGCCCAAUUAGUGACGCUGGUACCCAGUAAGUGCUUCACACGUGUCUGUGAACUGUGGGGCAGCGCAUUCAUGCGAGAGAGAGAGAGUGGUUUCUGAGCUCAAAGGGUUUUUAGGUUUAGUGAACCCAAUGUUUGCAUUCCUACCGGUGACGAGACAAAUACUGGGGAACAUUGAGCGAACGGGUCUACACCUCAGUCACAGCACAGGGACAAACUGUUGCUGCAGUCCGGUGCUGUCCCGUGAACAACUGGGCCACAAACCUAAAAUAAAACGUUUGUAUUGAGAAACAAACGGCGGGAAAAAAAAUGUCACGAGUAAAAAUCCCUGACGAGCUGAAGCGAAGCCUGUGAAACCAUCGUCUGGAGGUGGAAGUUCACCGUGCAUGACCUGUACAGUAUGUGUAUGUGGUAUUUGUCUAAAACGCUGUGUUGCUGUGGAUGUCGGUGAAUGUCCGUCUUGUUGUGGGAAUAUGGAAACGCGAUUAGGGGGAAGUGAUUAGGAUUCCUCUCUCUUCUCCUUCUCUGUCCGAGUCCUAGUCUGUUUUUUUCCUUUUGGUUAUCAGAGUUUUUGCAAAACAAAUGUGCAUCUAUUUCAAAACAGGUAUUUAUUUUCUCUGUUUGGCAGAAUUUACUCUGGGUCAUAGAUACAUACGAUAUAAUGCACAAUUGAUGUAAUUGUAAUGACUUGUAAAAAUGAUCUUUUCUUCUUCCUCAGUGUUGCUGACUAAUAAAUUAAAGCUCUAUAUUUUAUAAUAA
Messenger RNA from Betta splendens (Siamese fighting fish), 4555 nucleotides. It is a transcript of the gene sema3fa, whose product is annotated as sema domain, immunoglobulin domain (Ig), short basic domain, secreted, (semaphorin) 3Fa. The transcript is spliced from 19 exons. Lineage: Eukaryota; Metazoa; Chordata; Actinopteri; Anabantiformes; Osphronemidae. Gene Ontology annotation, molecular function: semaphorin receptor binding; chemorepellent activity. The record is from RefSeq and is a predicted model, not a curated record. Gene Ontology annotation, biological process: negative chemotaxis; neural crest cell migration; axon guidance. The coding region runs from base 521 to 2887 and encodes 788 amino acids.